Pipistrellus kuhlii (Kuhl's pipistrelle) is the source of this 951-nucleotide messenger RNA. It is a transcript of the gene OCM2, whose product is annotated as oncomodulin 2. Gene Ontology annotation, cellular component: nucleus; cytoplasm. The transcript has 5 exons. The coding region runs from base 511 to 840 and encodes 109 amino acids. Gene Ontology annotation, molecular function: calcium ion binding. NCBI's taxonomy places the organism in Eukaryota, Metazoa, Chordata, Mammalia, Chiroptera, Vespertilionidae. The record is from RefSeq and is a predicted model, not a curated record.
AUGUUCUGGACAAGUUCUGUGUCCAGCCGACACACUGACUGUGAGUCUCACUAUGGACGGAGGUCGGCCUCCCACGGCCACAGUCUGUUAAAAACAAACCUGCGUCAGGAGGCAACCAUUACAUCUGGGUGCCCUUUAUAAUUUACGGAUCACCCCACGUGCGCCCACCUCAUUUCGGCCGCUUUCUGGCCUCCAGUGCCUUCUCCAGGCGUCACCAGAGGGGUGUGUUUGCAGAACUGACGCCUUCGUUAAGGCUUGUUUUUAAAAAUUGGCUGUACCCACCCACCUUUCCUUGAGAUAUAAAUAGAAAAAAAGGAGGCUUAAUUAGUAAGGCAAGACAUUCGAGCUAUGUCCACUUGAUCCUCGAAAAGGAAAUCUAAGAGGUUCUUACUAUCACUUUUUCAAUCCUAUAUAAGGUAGGUCGGUAAGGACGCAAACGCACAUCCGUUUUUUUGCUCCUUCAACUCUUUUUUCUGAAUUUUCUUGGGGGAAAAUCUAAGACGGUGGACAAUGAGCAUCACAGACGUCCUCAGCGCGGAAGACAUUGCGGCCGCCCUGCAGGAGUGCCAAGACCCAGAUACUUUUGAGCCCCAAAAAUUCUUCCAGACAUCGGGCCUCUCCAAGAUGUCGGCCAGCCAGGUGAAGGAUGUGUUCCGGUUCAUAGACAACGACCAGAGUGGCUACCUGGAUGAAGAAGAGCUGAAGUUUUUCCUCCAGAAGUUUGAGAGUGGUGCUAGAGAGCUGACCGAGACAGAAACCAAGUCCCUGAUGGCGGCUGCAGAUAAUGAUGGAGACGGGAAAAUCGGGGCUGAGGAAUUCCAGGAAAUGGUACAUUCUUAAAGAGCCCAGACCUUGGAGAUAGACACAAUCAGCUGGAAGGCCUCCAAAACCCCAGGAAAAUGGGAAACCCCACAUCUCCCCCUAAUUUAUUUAUUUACUAACUUCCCGCGG